Topomyia yanbarensis is the source of this 4902-nucleotide messenger RNA. RefSeq lists its product as uncharacterized. Gene Ontology annotation, biological process: DNA integration. The transcript has 2 exons. Gene Ontology annotation, molecular function: nucleic acid binding; zinc ion binding. Bases 1 to 4902 code for a protein of 1633 amino acids. The record is from RefSeq and is a predicted model, not a curated record. Lineage: Eukaryota; Metazoa; Arthropoda; Insecta; Diptera; Culicidae.
AUGGCUGAACUACGAGAUCUGAAGAAGCAGGAGCGGAACCUUCGAAAGACAUUCGAUGCUAUUCAACACUUUCUGGAUACCUUCGACGCAGAAAGACACGCCAGUCAACUUGAUAUUCGUCUUCAGAGACUAGAUAUGACGUUUAGUGAGUUCCACGUGGUCCGUAGGAAAAUCGAGCUGCUAACGGAUAAUGUUUCAUACUUGUCUGAAGCAGAUACGAAGGAGUCGGAUGAAGAGCGUACAGAGCGACUAGAAACGUUGGCAGAAGCUAGAGAAGAUGAGAAUGUGCGUAUAAUGUUGGAUAUUGAGGAUCAGUAUUGUCAUUUGAAGAGUGAACUCGUACAUUGGAAGGCGGAUAUGUUCGGUAGUCCAACAGCUGGUCACUGUUCGACCUCGCAAGAUACGGCUGUUGGGUUUUCCAGAGUGAAGCUUCCAGAUAUUCGUUUGCCUACAUUCAGUGGCAAAAUUAAAGAAUGGGUCACUUUUCGCGACACGUUCAGGAGUCUGAUUCACGAAAAUCAUCAACUAACGACCAUGGAUAGAUUCACUUAUCUGAAGUCGUCACUCGCUGGAGAAGCCCUGCAGGAGAUAAGCGCGGUGGAAAUGUCAUCCGUUAAUUAUGAUGUGGCCUGGUGUAUGCUGGAAAAACGGUAUGAAAACACGAAGCUUAUCGUCAAAGCGCAUUUGGACUCUUUGUUUUCGGUGGAGGCUAUGAAAAGGGAAAACUACGAAACGCUGAACAAACUCAUCGGAGAUUUUGAAAAGAAUCUUUUAAUGUUGGACAAGAUGGGAGAAAACACAAGCAAUUGGAGCACCAUUCUAGUUCAUAUGAUCUGUUCACGCCUAGAUGCUUCUACACUACGCCACUGGGAAACGUAUCACAAUUCCAAGGAUGUGCCCAGUUAUGAAAAAUUGAUACAAUUUCUGCGAAAUCACUGUUCCGUUCUUCAAUCCAUUACUCCAGUACAAACAUCUUCGGUUAUAGAAGAGAGAACAAGAAUAGGCGUUAGUCAUUCCGUUGUUCAAUCCUAUGGCAAGUGUCAAUUCUGCGGUGAAGCCUUCCAUUCCGCCUUUCGCUGCACCAAGUUCUUAAGGAUGGAAGUCGCGGAGCGCAACGAAGCAGUUCGGAGAUUAAAACUGUGCCUAAACUGUCUAUCAUUAGGACAUCAAGCUCGUGUCUGCAAUAGAGGUUCGUGCCACCAUUGCCAAAGAAAACAUCAUUCGUUGCUGCACCCGGAAUCGUUACAGUCGUCUGUCCUGCAAUCACAAUCCUCCGUUCCACAAGCGCUGAACACACACGUAGUAGCCAAUCAGCAGCAACCACAGACACAACCUCCAACCCAAAGCCAACCAACCCACAGCAAUACAGCUCAAACAUCCACAAACUCUCUCCCUGUUACACAAUCGCAAAACAUGCACACUCAACCACUGCCCACCACAAAAAAUCUUGCUGUACAAGGGAUUGGUGGUGCCACCGCCAUUUCGCGGAAAUUUGUCCACGCUACCAUCCAUCCGCGAUUAUCGAAAAUAUCAUCGUUCAUUGGAGCCAUGAACUUUUACGUUCUUUCGGAGCUUACGACAACCCUGCCGACUCAAAAAAUCAACGUAUCUCAGUGGACUCUCCCAGCGGAUCUAAUUCUUGCAGACCCCCAGUUUUUUGAACCAGGACAGAUCGACAUGAUCAUCGGAGCCGAGCAUUUCUUCGAGUUGCUUUCGGAAGGUCGGUCGAACAUUUCAAUCGAUGGACCCAUACUUCAAAAUACAGUGUUCGGUUGGAUUAUUGCGGGACGAGUUUCACAUCAGUCGAGAAAUUUGCAACCAGUAGUGUCAUUAUCGUGUACAACGAUUGAUAUUCAUAAGUUGCUGACAAGAUUCUGGGAACUAGAGACGUGUCGAACAAACAGCACACAGUCAGUUGAGGAGACAGCGUGUGAGAGACUGUUCGAUCAGACUACUGCUCGCGACGACAGCGGAAAAUUCGUCGUGUCCUUGCCGAAGCGACAAUUCAUCGUUCAGCAGAUUGGUGAUUCGAAAACGAUUGCCAUGCGUCGAUUCGCUGGAUUAGAGAAGCGGUUCCAGUCGAAUCCUGAUUUGAUGUUAAGUUACGCUGAAUUUAUCCGCGAGUAUCAACGACUAGGUCACAUGAAGGAGGUUACGAGCGAAACCGACAAAUAUCCCGUGUUCUAUCUCCCCCAUCAUGCAGUAUUGAAGCCUGACAGCACAACGACUAAACUCCGAGUAGUGUUUGAUGGCUCUUGCAAGUCUUCAUCUGGAGUUUCGUUAAACGAUGCUUUAAUGGUCGGUCCUGUAGUUCAGGAAGAUCUGCUUUCAAUUAUUAUUCGCUUUCGGCUUCAUCCAAUCGCUGUCGUUGCCGAUGUCGAAAAAAUGUACCGAAUGGUGAUGGUACAACCGGCUGAUCAACAUCUUCAACGUAUUCUAUGGAGGGAUUCAGUUAGCGAACCAGUCCGUAUGUUUCAGUUGACGACCGUCACAUAUGGUACAGCAUCCGCUCCUUAUUUGGCCACCAAGUGCUUGCAGCGGUUGGCUAAAGAUGGAGUGGAAUCGUUUCCACGUGCGGCUCGUGCGCUGAAAGAAGAUUUCUAUAUCGACGAUAUGCUAUCGGGAGCAGACAACAUCGAAGACGGCAAGGAAUUGACAAGGGAGAUGAUUGAGCUAACGAAUUCCGGUGGUUUCACAUUGAGGAAGUGGAAUUCCAACUGUCCUGCGGUUUUGGCUGAUUUACCGCACUCUUUAUUGGAUGAUCGUGCGACUCUUGACUUGAAUUCGUCGAGUUCUCCAGUUAAAACGCUAGGUUUAUUAUGGCAACCUACUUCCGACAAAUUCCUUUUCCAUUCACCAGUUUGGAGUAAUGCCGCCGUGAUCACUAAACGAACGGUUCUUGCUGAUGCAGCUCGUUUGUUUGACCCACUUGGUUUGGUUGGACCAGUGGUUGUCAUAGCAAAAAUCUUUCUCCAAGAACUGUGGAAACAUCAAUGCGAUUGGGAUGACUCACUACCGGAAGAAAUGCAGUCCUUCUGGCAGGAAUAUAGGAGGAACCUCAUUGCCUUGUCAUCGCUGUCGGUUCCUCGGUGGGUGGCGUUUCGGGCAAAUUUGUUGUCGGUCGAGGUACAUGGCUUCUGCGACGCAUCCGAGAAGGCCUACGGUGCCUGUUUAUACGUGCGCUGUACGGCUCAAGAUGGCAAAGUGGAGGUUAGGUUGUUAGCAGCGAAGUCCAGAGUCGCACCACUAGAAGAUUUGAAACGAAAGAAGAAGAAACAGACUAUUCCUCGUCUCGAGUUAUCUUCCGCUCUGCUGCUUAGUCAUCUGUAUGAUAAAGUUUGUGACAGCAUCAAAAUUCAACAUACUGCGUACUUCUGGACCGAUUCAACGAUUGUGAUGUACUGGUUAGCGUCACUACCAUCCAGGUGGCAGAUGUUUGUGGCGAAUCGUGUGUCGGAGAUCCAGCACCUUACUAAGGGUAGUUCAUGGAAUCAUGUGGCAGGAGUUGAAAACCCUGCCGACAUUAUUUCGCGCGGAAUGACCCCGGCACAGCUGCAGUAUCAGAGAGUUUGGUUUGAUGGACCGUUGUGGAUGCUCCAAGAUCGCAGCACUUGGAAGGUAGAGACGCCAAAUGAAGAGAUUGACCAUUCAUUGUUGGAAGAGAAGUCGGUUGCACUGCCGGCGACGACAAAUCAACCUAGUGAUAUCUUUGCAUUACGAUCAUCGCUUUCCGACCUCAUUCGUAUAGUGGCACUCAUUCGUCGUUUCAUCCACAACAUCCAACAACAACGCGCAAACGGAAGCAGAAAAAAUGGAAGCCUUAGUCAUGGUGAACACGAACAGUCUAUGUUGGCUCUAGUUCGUCUCUCGCAGAAGGAAUCGUUUUCUGCCGAAAUUACCGCACUACAGAAAGGAAAACCAGUAUCAUCAUCUUCAGAAAUAAUCCAGAUCCAUCCCACUCUGGUUGAAGGUUUCUUGCGAGUUGGUGGCCGUCUGCGCCAUGCACCAGUAUCGACAUCCCGAAAACAUCCAUUCAUCCUCAGUCACCACCACCCACUCAGUAAACUCAUUCUAGUACAUUAUCAUCUGAAACAUUUUCACGCAGGCUCACAGCUCUUGAUUGCUAGUGUCCGCGAAAGAUAUUGGCUUACCCGCAUCAGACGUUUAACUAACACAGUUAUUCACGAAUGCGUGUCGUGUUUCCGCAGCAGACCGCGGGUAUUAGACCAGCUGAUGGCUGAUUUACCUUCUGAGCGAGUUACUCCUGCACCACCAUUUCUAAAAGUAGGUGUCGAUUAUUGCGGACCGUUUCAGGUAGUUUACUCCAUCCGACGAACUGCUCCAAGAAAAUAUUUUGUCUCGAUUUUCGUAUGUCUGGUAACAAAGGCUGUCCACCUAGAGCUUGUCGGAGACCUGACAAGUGCAGCCUUCCUCGCUGCUUUCAAGCGGUUCGUAGCUCGAAGAGGGAUACCUGCGUUGGUGAUGUGUGAUAAUGCUCUCAACUUCGUCGGCGCCAAACGUGAACUUGACGAGUUGUCUCAACUCUUCAACAACGAGCAAUUUCAGCAAACAAUAACACGAGAAGCCCAGCACGACGGAAUAGAGUUCCGAUUCAUCCCUCCAAGAUCGCCAAACUUUGGCGGUCUUUGGGAAGCGGCAGUGAAAUCCUUCAAGGGGCAUUUCAAGCGCACAAUCGGUAAUCGAAUUCUUCAGCACGACGAGAUGCAGACCGUAGUGGCACAGAUCGAGGCAAUCCUUAACUCUCGGCCACUAACUCCAAUCAGUAACGACACAUCAGAUUUCGAAGCUCUGACUCCCGGUCACUUCUUGAUCCAACGACCGUUAACAGCAGUUCCCGAACCGAGCCUGGAGGAUAUCCCGGACAACAGAUUAACUAUUUAG